AUGGCUAGUCAAGGCCUACCGUAUAAAAAAACCGGAGGUUCUGUUUCUGACGAUGAAGCCGUACCUGACACCGAUCCUAGCGACACAUCCAGUUUGCUCCUCGAAAGACUUCAAGCCUACAAGCACGCUGUUGGAUAUCUGGAGAGUUACAUUACCGAGACAGAGAAGGUGGAAAAGGCACAUGCCAAGGAGUACGAGAAGAUCCUAAAGACAGUGUCUAGCCCAUUGAAAGAAGGCCAUCAUUUCGAUCAAAGCCUGGGCGGGGUUGCCGGUCUUUUCGAGAGCAUACGAUCUAAUACUCAGGGCAUUGCCAAUUCUCAUCUGGAGACAGAGAAGAACCUCAAAGGCUCAGUCUUGCCAAUACUCGAGCGUCUACACUCCGAAAUCAAGAACAAGAACAAGGAAUUGACCAAGGGUGCUGCCAAGGGCUCAAAGGAAGUCGACAAGGCAAGGAACACAACUCAGAAGCACAUUGAGCUCCUGGGCCAGCACAGUGCCGCUUUCGCCUCGUCCGGGGGGAAGGUCGAAGCUUCAAAUGACCCCUACAUCCUUCAACGUGGUGUAAACCAUCGUCUUAAUAGCCAAGUGGUGGAAGAAAACAACAAUCGCAACGACUUGCUUGCAGUGCAAGACUCGUUCAUGCAGUUCGAAGCUCAUGUCAUCCAGACAAUUCAACAAGCUAUGUCUGCAUUCCUCCAAUGCGUCUCUGGACAAUCCGAGAGACAAAAAGCUAUGUACUCGGACAUCAUCUCUACCGCCCAACGGAUUCCCCCUGAUUUCGAGUUCAAGGGCUUCGUUCACCGCAACAGCAACACUUUGAUAGACCCUUCUGUGCCCAAGCGGUCCGUAUCUAAUAUAUCCUACCCGAAUCAAAACCACUCAUCGACACGGCCGCUCAUUGCUGGUUCGCUUGAGCGCAAGUCUCGUGCGGCACUCAAGGGCUACAGUGCUGGCUACUACGUUGUUACACCGGCCAAGUACUUACACGAAUUCAAAGACGACGAUGAUUAUAAAAAGGAUCCUGUUCCCGAACUCUCUCUUUAUCUCCCAGACUGCACAGUUGGCGGCAUCGACGGCGAAAAGUUCAAUGUCAAAGGCAAGGACGCCUCCAAGGGCAAAGUGGGCUCUAAACUUGCCAUGAGCCAUGAGUUGGCUUUCCGAGCCAAGUCGCCUGCUGAUGCAGAGAAAUGGUGGGCCACCAUCCGUGAAGCAUCAGGGCAGGGUGCUGUUGGUGGCUCUGUGCCUUCGAGUCCUGUUGAAAGUAGGAACGUGUCAGGGCAACAAGCGCCGCCUCAGUAUCAGGAUACUAGACAACAAGCUCCGGUGCAGACUCAACAACCAGCUCAGGUGCAAACCCAAGGCCUACCCAAACAAGGAACUGGAUACCAAGGCGCAUCGAUUACACCGGGUGCAGGAACUGUGUCAGGUUAUGAUCAGAUGAAUCGCGAGGUAAAGUCUGCAGGCACGGGAUACAGUCCCACUACUGGAGCUCCAACGUCCGGGGUGGAGAGAGCGCCUGGACAAUACUGA
Messenger RNA from Letharia columbiana, 1530 nucleotides. RefSeq lists its product as uncharacterized. The coding region runs from base 1 to 1530 and encodes 509 amino acids. Lineage: Eukaryota; Fungi; Ascomycota; Lecanoromycetes; Lecanorales; Parmeliaceae. The record is from RefSeq and is a predicted model, not a curated record. The transcript has 4 exons.